Messenger RNA from Acaulospora morrowiae, 541 nucleotides. NCBI's taxonomy places the organism in Eukaryota, Fungi, Glomeromycota, Glomeromycetes, Diversisporales, Acaulosporaceae. The record is from the annotation of a GenBank genome assembly.
AAAGAUUCAAAAGUAGAUCUUUUUCAGAGAAGAGGAAAAGCUAUUGAUAAAUUAGAAAAAGUUCCCGAGAGGUCACCCCAAAGUAGUCCACGUUAUACUCCUCUUAUUCCUUCUGGAACAUCAUCCCCUUUAUCACCAUAUAAUUACACCAUCUCCCAAAAAUUAUCUUCGCGAUCGGUUGGUGAUGAACUGAGUAAAUCCAAUUCCACACCUCUCCCAUCUUCAAAAUCAUUAUCGCCUUCUCAUUCAAACCCCCCAUUGUAUCACAGUAAAUCUAUGGAUAUACAGCCCGCACACUAUAAGAAUUUGCAUGCUAGUAAAAGUACUGGACACUUACGUGAUGGUGAUAAAGUUAUUUCUAAAAAAUCAAGGCCAGUACCACUGAAUUUAGAUGAUGAUGACGACGACUUAUUAUAUUCCGAUGGACAGAAGCCGAAGAAAAAACACCAAGCUCAAGAUCUUAUUGAUUUCUUAAACUCGACACCACCCAGUGAGCAGACUGAGUUUCCAAGAUCUGUUAAGAAAGACCUCUUAAACGAAA